GUAACACGGGGCCAAUUACAGUAAAUUGAAACUGGAACUGCCUUCUCCUGCUCCGUGUGGCCAGUCUUCUGAUUCGGAGAACAAACGAAACCGAAAGUUGAGAGCGGUCGUCUUUCGUAGAAAUAAAAACGACCGUAGUUUUACUGAUGCUGCCUUUGGAAACAAUUUUCAGAAUUAUCGCGUGGACGCUUUCAUGGCUUUAUCGCUGUGCGGUUGGCCAGAUCAUGUACCGAUGGCCUGCCAUCAAUAAGUGGUGGAAUCGAUGUAAGAGAAUAAUGGCCGCGACUGGCAAGAACCGAGGAUCAAAAUCAGAAAUGAAUUUUGUUGGAUUGAAUAAUCAGGGAUCCACAUGUUAUCUGAACACAUUACUUCAAACAUGGUUCAUGACUCCAGAAUUUAAAGAUUGCAUUAGCAGAUCACAAACUCAAGAUCGUUUAAAAGAUGAGCUGAAAAACCUGUUUGAACAAUUAGCAAGGGAAAAUUAUCACUCCGUGUGUACAAAAAGCUUGACUUCCUACUUGGAAUUCAAUGUUUACAAACAGUGCGAUAUUGAAGUAUGUUUCCGCAAUCUGAUGAGCAAACUGAGCACCAAAAUGGACAAAGAGAACAAUAUUCUGAAGAUUUAUCAGGUCACAAUGGUUCACUCAAUGAAGUGUUCAAAAUGCAAGACGCCAUUGGACAAAGAGAAUCUUUUCCUGGAUAUACCUCUAUCUAUGUGUUCAGCUAAUUCGCUUGUGAAGUUUACGUGUAUGGAAGAUUCUCUUCGAGCGUUUUUGGACGUGGAAAAGAUGGAAGGCGACAACAAAUGUUAUUGUGACGCCUGUGAGGAAAAAACUGAAUCAACAUCCGUACGUUUUUCAAAUUGA
Messenger RNA from Amblyraja radiata (thorny skate), 866 nucleotides. Its product is annotated as ubiquitin carboxyl-terminal hydrolase 47-like. Lineage: Eukaryota; Metazoa; Chordata; Chondrichthyes; Rajiformes; Rajidae. The record is from RefSeq and is a predicted model, not a curated record. The transcript is spliced from 7 exons. Gene Ontology annotation, biological process: protein deubiquitination. Gene Ontology annotation, cellular component: cytosol; nucleus. The coding region runs from base 147 to 866 and encodes 239 amino acids. Gene Ontology annotation, molecular function: cysteine-type deubiquitinase activity.